AUGUUGCUGGGCUUUGCCGGUGCUGCAACUAUGCGGCGACUUGGGAUGGCAUCGCGCAUUUGCAGUGCACCUACGUGUCCCAAUACUGCACACCGUACAUUUACACGCGUGCGCCUUGCAUCGUGGGUCCAUACGACACCAUCGUGCUGGAGCGAGGCAAAGAAUGCAGAGAGCGGUGCUGCGAAUAUCGUGCAUAGUGCUCCGCCCCAGCGGCCCAAGUUCUCGCUGAAGCCAUAUAUGGAGCUUGCGCGGCUUGACCGGCCCAUAGGAACGUGGCUCCUUUAUCUUCCAUGCUCGUGGUCCAUCACGAUGGCGUCUCACUACGUCGACGCGCCGAUCUCUGUAUGGCUCACUAACCUCGCACUUUUUGGCGUGGGGGCUGUUGUGAUGCGAGGUGCAGGCUGCACUAUUAAUGAUAUGUGGGAUGUUGAGUACGACAAAAAGGUUGAGCGCACCAAGGACCGUCCCCUCGCAUCCGGUGCUGUAUCCUACAAACAGGCCGGCGCAUUCCUAGCGUUGCAGCUCACAGCUGGCCUCGGCGUGCUAGUAAAUCUGAACACGAACAGCUGCUACUGGCCUGUUGUGCUGCCACUGUACGCGAGCACAACCGUCUGGGGUGUGGUGUAUGAUACGAUAUAUGCGCAUCAAGACAAGGUUGACGACCGCAAGUCCGGCGUAAAGAGCACUGCAAUCUUGUUUGGCGACCGGAAAACGAAACCAAUCAUUGCCGCAUUCACCCUCGUAUGGCUGGCGCUGCUCGCAUACUCAGUCAACACGGAGAGCCCCAUUUUCGCGUCGUCCACUGCAUCGGACGGACAGCCGCGGAGCCUGCGCGAAUGGAUGACAAACACGCUCUAUUACGGCCAUCCAUUCUUUGCCCUAUCGUGGCUUGGUGCUGCUGGGCAUAUGGCGUGGCAGAUCAAAACGGUGGACCUGAACAACCGUGCGGACUGUUGGGCCAAAUUCAGCAGUAACCGCGUGCUUGGACUGAUUGUAUUUUCCGGCCUUGCUGCGGAUUACCUCUACCAAAAAAAGUACGCGCCAAAGAAAGCAAGCCGUGAAGCACAGAUAAUAAUGCAAUCUUAA
Molecule: messenger RNA, 1086 nt
Organism: Malassezia vespertilionis
Lineage: Eukaryota; Fungi; Basidiomycota; Malasseziomycetes; Malasseziales; Malasseziaceae
Gene: COQ2
Product: 4-hydroxybenzoate polyprenyltransferase
Exons: 2
Coding region: 1-1086 (361 amino acids)
Biological process (GO): ubiquinone biosynthetic process
Cellular component (GO): mitochondrial inner membrane
Molecular function (GO): 4-hydroxybenzoate polyprenyltransferase activity
Source: RefSeq, a predicted model, not a curated record